Molecule: messenger RNA, 1257 nt
Organism: Ricinus communis (castor bean)
Lineage: Eukaryota; Viridiplantae; Streptophyta; Magnoliopsida; Malpighiales; Euphorbiaceae
Product: NDR1/HIN1-like protein 13
Exons: 1
Coding region: 215-1006 (263 amino acids)
Cellular component (GO): plasma membrane
Source: RefSeq, a predicted model, not a curated record
AACAUUUUUCUUCAUAAUUAAUUGUUUAAUCUUCAAUGUGACUAUUUGUAUAUAAUUCAUCUCACUUAUACUGACUUAAAGGUAACCGAUAAUUCUUCCUCUCUCUUUCUCUCCCUCUCCAAAGAAUCCUUUCCUUUCCUUUCCUUUUAUUGUACAGUCAAGAAAUCAAACAGAACAGCUCCUCUCUUCUUUUCCUUUUCCUUUUCUUUUAACCAUGGCAGAGAGGGUCUACCCUUCUGCUAAGCCAACCACUAAUGGCACCGCCGCCGCCCCCACCACUGCCCCCACCACCACCAAUCCUUCUUUCCCAGCCACCAAGGCUCAGCUCUACGGUGCCAGCCGCCCUGCCUACCGUCCUCAGCCCCAGCGAAAACGCAGUCGUCGCCGUUGCUUUUGUUUCUGUUGCAUCUGGGUCACCAUUAUAAUUCUCACUCUCAUCCUCCUCGCCGCCAUAGCCGGUGCUAUUCUCUACGUCAUCUACCGUCCUCACCGCCCUACCUUCACCGUCUCCGCCUUCAAAGUCUCGUCCCUCAACCUCACUUCAACUUCUCAUCUCAGUACCAAUAUCAACAUGAACAUCACCACAAAAAACCCAAACAAGAAGCUUGUUUACAUCUAUAAUCCAGUUACCAUUUCUGUUACUACAGCUAAGGAUGAUAUUGUUAUAGGAAAUGGACUGUUACCCUCUUUUGUGCAUGGAGCAAAGAACACAACUUUGCUAAAAGGAAGCAUUACAAGUAGCAAUACUCAACAGCUGGAUGAUGCCUCUGCUAGCCAGUUAAAGUCUGAUUUAAAGAGCAAGAGUGGUGUUGGGUUAAAGAUUGGGUUGGAAACAAAAGUCAAAUUGAAGUUGGGAGGAUUAAAGACACCAAAAGUUGGGAUUAGAGUAACUUGUGAAGGGAUUAAAGCAACUGUUCCGAGUGGGAAAACAGCAACUGCAGCCUCUGUUUCUAAUGCUAAAUGCAAAGUUGAUUUGAGGAUCAAGAUCUGGAAAUGGACUUUCUGAGUUGGAAAGUUAUGAUGAUGAUUAAUUUAGAAGAGAAAAGGUGUGAUGGUUGUUUUCUUUCUUAUUAAUCAAUAUGCUAUUCUUUUCUUUUCCUUCCUUUUCCAUCAGACAUAUAUAAUUUUUUUUUUUCAACUUUUUCUUUGUUGGUCAUAUAUAUAUAUGUUUUGUAAAUUGAAGAAAGUUUGGAGAUUGAUUGUGUUAGGAGAUGGUACUUUCAUUUGUUAUAUAAAUUUUAAAGAUUUUUUUGUUUA